This is a messenger RNA of Ictidomys tridecemlineatus (thirteen-lined ground squirrel), 1151 nucleotides long. Lineage: Eukaryota; Metazoa; Chordata; Mammalia; Rodentia; Sciuridae. The record is from RefSeq and is a predicted model, not a curated record.
CUGUUCGAAGAAGAGAAAUUGCUGAGACAAGAAGGAAAAUUAGAGAGGAUCCAGACUAAGGCAGGCGAGGCGACAGUGAAAUUUUUGAGAAACUGUCACUUGGAGGUAGGAAUGAAGAACAAUGUCAAAUGGGAGCUGAAUUCUGAAAUAGUUGCCCGCCACUUCCUUAAGAAUCUUGGUGUCGUGGUUGCCCCUCAUGCAUUGAAACUACCAGAGGAGCCUAUCACACGGUGGGGCGAGUACUGGUGUGAGGUGACGGUCAAUGGGCUUGACACCGUGAGAGUUCCUAUGUCUGUGGUGAACUUUGAAAAGCCCAGGACCAAAAGAUAUAAGUUCUGGUUGGCCCAACAAGCUGCCAAGGGCCUGACCUCCACCAGUUCCCAGACUGUCUGAACCUACUCUCCCUGCAAGACUGAAAAGCAGAAUCAGUAGCAGUGAAACAAAAAGGGGCCAGUACCCUGAUCGCACUCCCAUACCUGACCAAAUAUGGAAUUUUAGAGAACAUUUGGACUCAUCGGACUGAACGGUAUAUACAUGUUGAAUUCUCCAUUUUCACCGUCUCCAUCAUAUCCAGCUCCAUUGGAGCACUUUUGCCAAAGAAGUACUAGGCUGUUGAUUUGAUAAACUGGAUACCAGUGGAUUGAAACAGUUUAGAUUCUAUUUAGUCUUUUCUUUUAUUGGAGUUGAUUGAAACAAAUGGAAGAGUUAGCCAUUGUCUUUAAUUUCAUCAUCCAAACUGAAUAUUUGUAUCUCAAGCAGAAAUAAAAUGUGCAUUCUUGAUAGGUAUAAUGGCACACACCUGUAAUCCCAAUGAUUUGGGAGACUGAGGCAAGAGGAUCAGAAGUUCAAGACCAGCUUGGGCAUCCUUGUUUCAAAAAAUAAAAAGAUCUGAGGUGUAGCUCAAUGGGAAAGUGCUGCUGGGUUCAAUUCCCAAUAUCACACACUUGAAUAAAGGAGGUGUGGUUUUUUUGUUUGUUUUUUGUUUUAACUGGACUUGAGUACACUGGGGAUAAGACAUCCAAGUGGAAUAUGUUCUUGAGCACUGAGGUUUGCUGCCCCCCAAAAAAAGGAGAGAAUAUAUCAGCUUGCUAUAUUCCAUAGUUGCUCUGAGCAAAUUACUCUGAAUAAACUGAUAUGUCUUUAGUCUUAAA